This is a messenger RNA of Priapulus caudatus, 1791 nucleotides long. RefSeq lists its product as uncharacterized. The transcript is spliced from 2 exons. The coding region runs from base 415 to 1791 and encodes 458 amino acids. The record is from RefSeq and is a predicted model, not a curated record. Lineage: Eukaryota; Metazoa; Priapulida; Priapulimorpha; Priapulimorphida; Priapulidae.
AAUUGACUAGUAUUGUAAUGUAUGAUUUAGAUUACGUAUUUCUUUCGAGUAAAAUUAUACUCGUUAUGUUUGUACCAUUCAAAGAUAAACUCAGUUAGACUUACUUGUAUUUAUGAAUGAUUUACUUGACGUAUUCUGUCGCGUAAAUCGUACGUCGUUAGAAGUGCGUAGACGCGAUGAAACGCACUUCGACUAACUUCUUAAUAUCAUAUACGUAUUAAUGAUUCACAUGUAUGUAUAUGGUAUACUGUACAUAAUAAAUAUUUGUCACCUCACACCGCUGUCGAUUCUAGAUUGAAUUUGAGGACCGUGCAACGGGCAUAUCCAGCGAGCUAUUCCCCCAAGAAUAGGCUAAAUCGGAGUACAACAAUUGGUGGAGGAUCUACGUUCUACAAAACGCUACCUCUUCGCUCUAUGUACCAGCCGGCCUACAAUUUACGCAGUAAUCCAGCAGGAGAGAUCACGACGACCGCUGACUCCUCUCCGCACGCUACGCCAGGUAGGCAAAACGACGGUCAGGUGCAUGAUUCUUGGUAUACCUCGACCAUUGCAAUGCCUGGGGUACUGCAGAUAGAGAAAUUUAAAGGAAGCGGCCAAGAUGUCGUCGAUUGGAUGGCGACAUAUGAGACUUUGGCGGCCCUAAUAUACAAGGACUCGGCGCUCGCAAUGCUACCCACGCACUUGCAAGACCCGGCUCGGGCGUGGUUUAUGAAGCAGCCAGCCGCAAAGAAGACGACGAUGACAGCGGUAAGGGAACUGUUCGUCACCAGAUUUCAACGGCCGAAGGAGAUCGAUCUCGGUGUUCUCACGGCGGUACAACAGCCGAGUGAGUCCGUACAGGACUAUAUUAUUCGGCUAGAGUCCAAGUUCGAGCCAGCACUGCCGGAGCAAUAUAAGGUCGCCAUUGCGCUGAAUGGUUUGAAUCAGGCGCAUCAGAUCUACUUGCGCCAACAUAAUCCGCAAUCGCUUGAAGUCCUCGUGAAGCUGGCACACAAUCUCCCAGCGACAACGACGCCGUUCGUACAGCCGGCCAACACCGGACAGGUGGCAUCUGUGCAGGAUUCAUUGAGAAAGGAAAUCGACGACCUGCGCCAUCUGGUGCAAAACCUUGUUGUUUCGCACCAUGAGAUUGCUUCCGCCGCGCCCGACUCUGAACGUCAGCACCAGCAGAGACGCAACUUUAACCACCGACGUCACUCACCUGCGCGUCAGCAUCAACAGCAGCGCUACGACCAGCACGGGAACACGCAAACGCCUGGCAGCUACAGACGACGCGAUGCGAAUUUCAACACUGAUCCCUGGAAUUUCCGGAGUAUUUUAGCCUGGAUAGUACUCGUACUAGGCACGAUCGCACCUGUUGGCAUGGCUUCGGAAGACUUGAUCUUUUGCGUGAACUACGGCAUCAUAAUGGAGGCUAAGGGAGAACUGCAUUUUAGCCCGGAUAGUUGGCUACACACAGUGCGUAUUCAGCUACCUUCGACAGCACCGAGAGUUCAACCCUUCGUAUGCGCUGAUGCAUCGGCCAAGUGUUCAGCGCUUAGGGCCAUGGCGCUGAGGGAAGUUGUCUUACGAAAGGACGUCACUAAUACGGUACACACACUACAAUCAUGGGUCACGGAAAUCAUUCCUAAGCCCAGGGAGCAACACAGACGGCGCUCGCGCUCUCUGCUACCUUUUAUUGGUGACAUAUCAAGUUUAUUGUUUGGCACUGCAACGCCAGCGGACUUACAGCGCGUUGCCACACAUGUCAAUUCAUUAAUCGCUCACAUAAGAGUAAGACAAGCAAAGUGA